Molecule: messenger RNA, 519 nt
Organism: Cylicostephanus goldi
Lineage: Eukaryota; Metazoa; Nematoda; Chromadorea; Rhabditida; Strongylidae
Source: the annotation of a GenBank genome assembly
CAGUGUGAUUUGGUGUACACCUUCUUUCAUCUCAUACUUCGAGAUAGCGACAUUGAUUCGUAUGUAGAUAACGAAGAUGUGCACCCCGACAUACAUCGGAAUCAGUGUGAGGUGUAUCUAAGAAUACAGUUCAACGACAGUAAGUCACACUCGCAGCUGAGUAUAUUUGUAGGUCAUGUGAAGCAUCUGGCGCUAUUAAGUACUGGUCAAGCUCCAGAUUCAUACAUGAAGGCUUAUAUUCGUCCGGAUCCACAAAAUCUGACGAAACGAAAAACGCAAAUAGUCAAAGCUAGUCAGAAUCCGACUUUCAAUAAAGAGCUCUAUUACGAUAUAAUGGAUGGAGAACAUAUGCUAUCCACUCGUGUGCUGGAAAUUUCCGUAUGGAAUUGUGGUGGACUGAUGGAUAAUAACAAAAUGUACACACUUUACAUUCCUCUGCAAAAACUGAAAAAUCAGCCUGUAGAUCGCAAAGGAAAUCGAGUUCUUGAGGGGUGGUUUGCUUUCGAUAAGAGCAUGUGA